AUGGGGUCGCAAAAUCGCACGAACAAGGCGCGCACGAAGCGCGAGGCGGUGCCGAACAACGCGAAGGCGCGCAAACAAAUCGCCAAGUUGGAGAGCGCGAAAAAGCCGGGAAUCACGUACGCGCAGAAACGCAAGGCUGAGAAGGCGGCGCGAGACACGUUGAAAAUGUCUGGGAACAGCGCGCGAGCGUCGAACGACCAAGCGAUGCGACGGGAAGGUGGGGUGAAAUACGGGGCGUUGGAAGUCAGGUACAGGGCGCUCGCGAAGAAGCUGCGGCAGAUUGAAGACUUGGAGCGAAAGCGAAGCGAGGGCACUCGCAUGGAUGCGCAACAGACGAAGAAGCUGAAGCGUAAGGAGUACUUGGAGGCGGAGAUGAAGAAUUUGGAAAAGUUAAUCUCUGGCGAGGCCGGGGACGAGGAGGAAGAGGACGAAGGGGAAGACGACGAAGAAAUGUCCGAGGAGGACGAAGAGGAAGAUGACGACGACGACGACGACGACGAAGAGGAGGAAGAAGACGAGGAUGAUGAAGAGGAGGAAGAGGAAGACGAGGACGAAGACGAGGAAGAGAGUUCAGAGGAAGAAGACGAAGACGAGGACGAGGAAGAAGACGAUUCGGAAUCAGAAUGA
Molecule: messenger RNA, 627 nt
Organism: Ostreococcus lucimarinus CCE9901
Lineage: Eukaryota; Viridiplantae; Chlorophyta; Mamiellophyceae; Mamiellales; Bathycoccaceae
Exons: 1
Coding region: 1-627 (208 amino acids)
Source: RefSeq, a predicted model, not a curated record